Ceratina calcarata is the source of this 1697-nucleotide messenger RNA. RefSeq names its product E3 ubiquitin-protein ligase MARCH8. Lineage: Eukaryota; Metazoa; Arthropoda; Insecta; Hymenoptera; Apidae. The record is from RefSeq and is a predicted model, not a curated record. Gene Ontology annotation, molecular function: zinc ion binding.
GCGGAUCAGAGAAACGAAUAUGAGAUACAGCACGGUCUGUUAUGGAGAAUAGAUUACGAUUUGUAAUGAAGUCGGUAUUCGUGGUAUUUUUGAAUACUGAUGCGGUUCGUCGCGCGUGUUCAAAUCGUGGACGGUGAUAAAUUAACGGCGCAACGAAUUCUGAAGACGUCAAGCCGUGCGACUUAAUUAAUUUAUCGCAGUGAAUACGAGUUUUCUAUAGUAUAGCGAUAGCGUGUCAUUGACUCAAGACGAAGUGUCAAAAUCAGAUUUCGACUCGACAUCGACUCGGCCUCCUGCUCCUUCUCUCUGACAAAUCUCCGUCGCGAUACCACCGAGAGAUUCGUUUAUUUAUUAAGCAUCAGCCGAUCGUUCGGGCUCGGUCGAAGAUAGAGAGAGUGCGUUUGAAAAUUCAUCGUUACCGAAUAAAAGCUUUACCGAUACUGCACCGUGAUUUCCACGCAAAUGAGAUAGAGUGAUGCCGGUUCAUCAGAUCAAUGUUAAUCCGCCUGACCGGCAACCACCUCUGUCGCUUGAUCCUUCCAAUAACAAUAGCCCUGCUGGUGGCGAAGGCUUACCAGAAUGGACGCCAAGGGAAUCAACUUAUGCAACAGUAGUUACUAUCAUACCAGAUCAUUGUCACUCAUCGGUGAGCACAUUAUCUUCCAGCAAUCAUGAUAUCUGCAGAAUAUGCCAUUGCGAGGGUGAGGAGGGUGCUCCUCUCUUGGCACCCUGUUACUGCAGUGGUAGUUUACGUUACGUGCAUCAGGCUUGCCUCCAACAAUGGAUAAAAGCUUCGGACACGCGUGCUUGUGAAUUGUGUAAAUUCACAUUUAUUAUGCAUGCCAAGACGAAACCAUUUUGCGAGUGGGAGAAACUCGAAAUGUCUACCCUGGAAGUUCGUAAAUUAUGGGUAAUGGUCAUAUUUCAUACACUGGCCGCGCUCUGCGUGGCUUGGUCGUUGUACGUACUGGUCGAGAGAUCGAUGGAAGAAGUUCGACGCGGAUACGUGGACUGGUCUUUUUGGACUAAAUUAAUAGUCGUCGUAAUCGGUUCUACAGGAGGCUUAGUUUUUAUGUACAUGCAGGGCAAGAUAUACGUUACACUAUGCAGAAAGUGGCGAACAUUCAACAGAGUAAUAUUUAUUCAAAAUGCUCCCGAAAAAGUGGUGCUUCCUCCCUCACCUACCGAUUCUCUGAUAGAAGUAACAUUGCCACUAAGAGAUUCAACUUCCUCUAUGCCCGAGCUCAAUCCAUGUGCCUCGCAAAUGGUAAAACCAAAAAAUGGAUCUCACUUGAAACUUUAUGUGUUUGAUAAAUUGUCUUCGUCGGAGGACAAUAAUAACGACAACUCGUAAUAGGAGUACCGAACAGACGACUGCUAAUUGCAUAUUAAUGAUUAGCAAAGGAGGAGAGAGAGAAAAGGAAAACACGGUGUGUAAUAGCAGUGUACGCUGGUGUCUCGAAUAAAAUCGUAAUUCUAGACUGCAGUACGAUUUCGAGGAUCGAAGUUUCUAUUUCGAAACUGUCAAAUGUCCGCCCUUACGGAGCACCUUUAUCUGAAACCUAGUACUUCAGUGUUUACAUUGACAAUGAGAUAGUUGAAAGUGUUUAACCACCGGGCUUAAACAUUUUCUCCAACAAUUGUGUACAUAAUUAUUGUAUCUGUGAUGUUAUUAAAUAAACUUUACCAUAUUUAAA